AUGACCCACCUACGUGUGGACACGCUCUGGCACUCACCAAUCCAAUCCCCAGCUAUGGGAAACCAGAUACGUUGUGAACAGUGUCGCACUAUCAAGGGGAAGGAUUCCAAGUACAAGCUCUCAUGGAUCGUCUUAGUGAAGCUUGUGGUCGGCCAGCGUGUGCUCAGCAUUUUAUCAGUCUACGCACCUCAAAGCGGUCUCAAUGACGUGCAAAAAGAUCAGUUGUACGACCAACUACGUGCAGUGACUGUCAAGAUCCCGGCAUCUGACUUCCUUAUCCCAUGCGGAGAUUGGAGUGACCAUGUUGGUAGUAUUGGCACCGAAUUCAGAGAAGUGCAUGGUGGUCUAGGGUAUGGCAGACCAGAUCCUGAUACAGAGGGUGAGAGGAUCUUGGAGUAUGCACUGGCUUUUGAUCUCGUUGUCGGCAACAUUUGCUUCAAGAAACGUGACAGCCACCUAACGACAUACAAGUCUGGAGGCGCAGCUACACAGAUUGACUUCAUCCUGUUUCGUAAGAACAAGCGCAAACUUGUCACAGAUGUGAAGGUAAUCCCUGGUGAGGAAGUUGCUCUGCAGCAUCAGCUCCUAGUUUGUGACAUAUUGAUUGACAUGCCAACCAAAGCCAAGUACAAGUUCACACCUCGCCUGAAAGUCUAG
Messenger RNA from Ostrea edulis (European flat oyster), 657 nucleotides. RefSeq names its product craniofacial development protein 2-like. Bases 1 to 657 code for a protein of 218 amino acids. Lineage: Eukaryota; Metazoa; Mollusca; Bivalvia; Ostreida; Ostreidae. Gene Ontology annotation, biological process: chromatin remodeling. The transcript has 3 exons. The record is from RefSeq and is a predicted model, not a curated record. Gene Ontology annotation, cellular component: nucleus.